AUGAGUAAUAAGAAAAAUGUCACAGAAUUCAUUCUCUUGGGACUUUCACAAGAUCAGAACGUUCAGAUAUUUCUCACUCCCAACACCGUUGGAUGCAGCCAUCUUAUCAACCAACCUAUGUAUUAUUUCCUGGCACACUUGUCUUCCAUAGAUGUGAGCUAUACUUCUACCAUUUCCACCAAAAUGAUCUGGGACAUACUCGCUAAAACAAAAGUCAUUAUUUUCGACAACUGCAUGUUCCUACUCUUCAGCAUGCACUUCUUUACGUGCACCGAGGUCUUCAUUCUUAUGGCAAUGGCCUUUAACUGCUGUGUGGCCAUCUGCAGACUUCUACACUACAUGGUCAUCAUGAGUAGGAAGAAAUGCAAACUCCUGAUCUUGCAUUCCUGGAACCCAUUCAGUGGAAGGGUGCUACAAAGCCCUCUCCACCUGAGGGUCUCACAUAUCGGUGGUCUUCUUAUUCUUCAUGCCCUCCAUCUUCACCUACCUGCGACCUCCUCCAGCUACUCCGUUGAUAAGGUGUUUUCUCUCUUUUUCACCAUCAUCCCGCCCAUGUUCAACCCCUUAACUUACACGUUGAGAAACAUAGAGAUGAAAAAUGCCAUGAGAAAGAUCUGGCAUAGAAAGGUGUCUUCGUAG
Tachyglossus aculeatus (Australian echidna) is the source of this 639-nucleotide messenger RNA. Its product is annotated as olfactory receptor 4P4-like. Gene Ontology annotation, cellular component: membrane. Bases 1 to 639 code for a protein of 212 amino acids. NCBI's taxonomy places the organism in Eukaryota, Metazoa, Chordata, Mammalia, Monotremata, Tachyglossidae. The record is from RefSeq and is a predicted model, not a curated record. Gene Ontology annotation, biological process: G protein-coupled receptor signaling pathway. The transcript has 2 exons. Gene Ontology annotation, molecular function: olfactory receptor activity.